Messenger RNA from Impatiens glandulifera, 1643 nucleotides. RefSeq names its product probable polygalacturonase. The transcript is spliced from 5 exons. NCBI's taxonomy places the organism in Eukaryota, Viridiplantae, Streptophyta, Magnoliopsida, Ericales, Balsaminaceae. The record is from RefSeq and is a predicted model, not a curated record. The coding region runs from base 127 to 1470 and encodes 447 amino acids. Gene Ontology annotation, biological process: carbohydrate metabolic process. Gene Ontology annotation, molecular function: polygalacturonase activity.
AGUCCCCAUUCACGCCAUAUUUGGACUUAUCUACAUUUCCAGAUCUACUUGAAGAUUCUUUCGUUCUUUCCACAUUACUUAUAAACUUCGAAUUGGAGCUUUCUACAUUUACUACCACAGGGAAAUAUGCACAGAUCUGCCUUUUCGCAUAGUAUCAUUUGUUUCAUUUUCUGCAUUAUAUGUUCAUCGAGCGCAGAUGUUGAUACUUGCUCCGGACUAGUGCCGAUGAAGAAUCGUUACGAUAAGAUAUCGAUUACGGAUUUUGGAGGCGUAGGUGAUGGAAGAACACUGAAUACGAAAGCAUUUCGGGAGGCCAUUUUUCGGAUUCAGCAUCUGAAACGGAUAGGAGGCACGCUGCUUUAUAUACCUCCUGGUGAAUAUCUAACAGAGAGCUUCAAUUUAACAAGCCAUAUGACUCUCUAUUUGGCCAGAGGCGCUGUAAUCAAAGCAACUCAGGAUACAGCAAAUUGGCCUUUGAUUAGUCCUUUGCCUUCAUAUGGAAGGGGGAGGGAGCUUCCUGGAGGAAGAUAUAUAAGCUUCAUUCAUGGAGACAAUCUCAAUGAUGUGAUUAUUACUGGAGAAAAUGGGACGAUUGAUGGGCAGGGUAAUGUUUGGUGGAAUAUGUGGAGGCAAAGAACUCUUCAGUUUACUAGACCAAGUCUUGUCGAAUUCAUGAACUCCAAGCAUAUUCUCAUUUCCAAUGUCAUCUUCAAAAACUCCCCUUUCUGGAAUAUCCAUCCAGUUUAUUGCAGCAAUGUUGUCAUUCAAUAUGUGACAAUACUCGCGCCACGCGAUUCUCCCAAUACAGAUGGGGUUGAUCCAGAUUCAAGCUCCCAUGUAUGCAUUGAGGAUUCAUACAUCUCAACCGGAGACGACAUGGUGGCAGUUAAAAGUGGAUGGGACGAGUAUGGAAUAGCAUAUGGCCGGGCCAGCAGCGAGAUCACAAUCCGAAGGGUGUCAGGAUCUUCACCAUUUGCAGGAAUCGCAAUAGGAAGCGAAACAUCUGGCGGUGUACAAAACAUAUUAGCAGAGCACAUAAACCUUUACGACAUGGGAAUUGGCGUACAUUUGAAAACAAACAUAGGCAGAGGUGGUUACAUAAAAAACAUUAAUAUCUCAAAUGUUUACAUUGAUAAAGCCCGAACAGGUAUAAAGAUAGCCGGAGAUGUUGGAGACCAUCCCGAUGAAAAUUUCAAUCCAAACGCUCUCCCAGUAGUAAAGAAUGUAAAUAUCAGGGUUGUAUGGGGGGACAAUGUCUUGCAGCCUGGUUUGAUACGCGGGUUGAGUGGUUCGCCUUUCACCGGGAUCUGCUUAUCGAAUAUAAACCUCAAUUCUGGAACAAAGCCUCGAAAAACUGCUCCGUGGCUAUGUUCUGAUGUAAAAGGGGCUGCGGUUGGGGUUAGCCCUUGGCCGUGUGCAGAGCUGGCUAGUAGCCAUCAAACAGGUCAAUGUUCCACACCUUUUGCUUAGAAUGAAAUUUGUGUUCAAUUAUUAUGUGCAUUUUGUGUUGUCAUGUCUUGAUGUUCUCAUUUUUAAAUGUUUUUUAAUAUUGAUGUUCAAAAUGUAAUAUAAUAUAACAUAUGUCAGAUUUCAUAUUUAAUCUGCAAAGACUUGAUUUUUGUAAUUUAUUAUAAGUUAUGAUA